This is a messenger RNA of Debaryomyces fabryi, 561 nucleotides long. Its product is annotated as centrin. Gene Ontology annotation, cellular component: mitotic spindle pole body; half bridge of spindle pole body. The coding region runs from base 1 to 561 and encodes 186 amino acids. Gene Ontology annotation, molecular function: microtubule binding; calcium ion binding. Lineage: Eukaryota; Fungi; Ascomycota; Pichiomycetes; Serinales; Debaryomycetaceae. Gene Ontology annotation, biological process: spindle pole body duplication. The transcript has 2 exons. The record is from RefSeq and is a predicted model, not a curated record.
AUGUCACAUCAGAGCAAUACAUCAAUAUCAACUCCCGGAAACGCUUCCAACAAUCAGAAGCGAGCAUUGGGUAAUCUUAAACUUGAGUUAUUGAAUGAACAAAAACAAGAAAUAAGGGAAGCCUUUUCUCUCUUUGAUAUGAACAACGACGGUUGUUUAGAUUAUCAUGAGUUAAAAGUGGCGUUCAGAGCAUUAGGCUUUGAAUUGUCUAAAAGAGAAGUGUUGGAUAUAAUCCACGAAUACGACACCGACGACAGGAAUCUAAUUACUUACGAAAACUUUUUCCAAGCUGUUGGCGAAAAAAUUGUGAAUAGGGACCCAUUGGAUGAAAUACGCAGAGCCUUCAAGUUGUUCGAUGAUGAUAACACAGGGAAAAUUAGUCUAAGAAACUUAAGAAGAGUUGCCAAAGAAUUGGGAGAAAACUUGACCGACGAUGAAUUGAGAGCUAUGAUAGACGAAUUUGAUCUAGAUGAAGAUGGAGAGAGUAUGUAUUAUACAAUUAUUAAAGGACACAAAUAUGAGGGCAUGAGUGAAAUACUAACAGAUUACUAUAGUCAAUGA